CUCUCUGUCGCCCUCUGUUGUUCAACUCUGAUCAUAAAGUUUUGUCUCCGAGGAAAUGAAACCUUGCUUGCUAUAAAAAUCAGCCCAUUUCAGAGCAGACGCAGAGCAGAUAAAGACAUGGACCCCGUGACAGCUGUGUGCAGUGCUGCAGGAGCAGUAGGUGCUGUAGUCGCCGCUCCUGCUCUUCUGGGAGCUGCUGGUUUCACCUCAGCAGGAAUAGCUGCAGGCUCCUACGCUGCAGGCAUGAUGUCGUCUGCUGCAGUUGCUAAUGGAGGAGGAGUGGCAGCUGGAAGUGUGGUGGCUGUUUUGCAGUCAGCAGGUGCAGCUGGUCUGUCUGCUACUGUUGGUGCUGCUGUGGCUGGUGCUGGAGCAGCAGUGGGAUGGUUGGCGAGUUUCAUCAGCUGAAAAUCAUGAAGAACUCAUAUAUUUGCUUUAUGCCAUAACUGGAAGUCUUGUUACUCUGCUAAAGUUUUUUUUCCUACCAAUUUAUGCAAACACUUUUUCAUUAUUAUGUUUUGACUGUUAGAAAAUUAUAUUAGUAGUAAUAAAAAUGCAUUUAAAAGGUUUA
This is a messenger RNA of Oreochromis niloticus (Nile tilapia), 568 nucleotides long. Its product is annotated as interferon alpha-inducible protein 27-like protein 2A. Gene Ontology annotation, biological process: intrinsic apoptotic signaling pathway; release of cytochrome c from mitochondria. Gene Ontology annotation, cellular component: mitochondrial membrane. Bases 118 to 405 code for a protein of 95 amino acids. The transcript has 4 exons. The record is from RefSeq and is a predicted model, not a curated record. NCBI's taxonomy places the organism in Eukaryota, Metazoa, Chordata, Actinopteri, Cichliformes, Cichlidae.